UCCGGGAGUGUCUGGGGAGGCGCGGGCCGCCGCAGGCUCAGGCGCUGCAGCGCUCCGGCUGGAGCCGGCGGACUAGGCCCAGGGAUACGCUCGCCCCGACUCCGCCGCCCGAUGUCCUCAAGAUGGAGGCAGCGGGGAGGGCGGCGUGAAGAAAGCGGCGCUGUGGGCGCGGGAGCAGGGACCCGGGCGCCCAGGGCGGAGGCGGUGGCGGGAUGGGGCUGCUGCUCAUGAUCCUUGCGUCGGCCGUGCUGGGCUCCUUCCUCACGCUCCUCACCCAGUUCCUGCUGCUUUACCGCAAACAGCCCGAACUGCCGCCGGACGAGGCCUCCCGCGCGGGCGACGGCUUCCGCUACAUCAAGCCGGUGCCGGGCCUGGCCCUGCGCGAGUACCUUUAUGGCGGCGGCGGGGCUGAGGAGCCCUCCGGCGGGCCCCCCGAGGGCGGCGCGACCCCGACCCCGGCCUCCGAGACCCCCGCUCCGCCGACGCGGGAGACCUGCUACUUUCUGAACGCCACUAUCCUGUUCCUGUUCCGGGAGCUGCGGGACACCGCGCUGGCCCGCCGCUGGGUCACCAAGAAGAUCAAGGUGGAGUUCGAGGAGCUGCUGCAGACCAAGACGGCCGGGCGCCUGCUGGAGGGGCUGAGCCUGCGGGAUGUGUUUCUGGGCGAGACCGUGCCCUUCAUCAAGACCAUCCGGCUCCUCCGGCCCGUGGUACCCGCGGCCACCGGGGAGCCCGACGGCCCCGAGGGGGAGGCGCUGCCCGCCACCUCCCCCGAGGAGCUGGCCUUCGAAGCGGAGGUGGAGUACAACGGGGGCUUCCACCUGGCCAUCGACGUGGACUUGGUCUUCGGCAAGUCCGCCUACCUGUUCGUCAAGCUGUCCCGGGUGGUGGGGAGGCUGCGCUUCGUCCUCACCCGCGUGCCCUUCACCCACUGGUUCUUCUCCUUCGUGGAAGACCCGCUGAUCGACUUCGAGGUGCGCUCCCAGUUUGAAGGGCGGCCCAUGCCCCAGCUCACCUCCAUCAUCGUCAACCAGCUCAAGAAAAUCAUCAAGCGCAAGCACACUCUUCCGAGUUACAAAAUCAGGUUUAAGCCGUUUUUCCCAUUUCAAACCUCGCAAGGAUUUGAAGAAGAUGAAGAAGAGCAUAUCCAUAUACAACAAUGGGCACUUACUGAAGGCCGCCUCAAAGUUACAUUGUUAGAAUGUAGCAGGUUACUCAUUUUGGGGUCCUAUGACAGAGAGGCAAAUAUUCAUUGCACACUUGAGCUGAGCAGUGGUGUUUGGGAAGAAAAACAAAGAAGUUCUAUUAAGACGGUUGAAUUAAUAAAGGGAAAUUUACAAAGUGUCGGACUUACACUUCGUCUUGUCCAGUCAACUGACGGGUAUGCUGGGCACGUCAUAAUUGAGACUGUGGCCCCAAACUCGCCUGCUGCAAUUGCAGAUCUUCAGCGGGGAGAUCGGCUGAUUGCUAUUGGAGUAUCAGAACAAGCUGAAAUACUGUGUGGCCAUUUUGUGAUUUUGAGAGGAGAAAACAUGCUAAAAAUUUGAAGGUACUGUCAAUUCUAAAUGUAAGUAUAUUUAAAUUUUUUGAAAGGCAAUUUGAAGACACUUGGCUCCUGCUAAUGGUAAGAUAAUAAAAUCUUAAGUCCUGUAAAAGUAAGUUUUAAAUCACUUUAAUUUAAAAAUAUAUUGUCUUUAUUUCUAAGUUGAGAGAUAAUAGCUUUCCUAAUCCUUUUUACACACACACACACACGAACUUCAGGGGCCCGUGGACCUACUGUGUUAAAUAGCUGCAUCAUUACAUAUAGUUACCUCUCACAGCAAUCAGGAACACAGUGUAACUUUAGAGAUGCAAGGAUAACUUACUGGUUUGUUCCACACUCACACCAUGUGGCUAUUUACAUAUUUCAAUUUAAAACAAAUUUUGCAAAGCCAGAAAGUAUGGUUCAAACCAGUCUGGAGUGGAUUUUACCUGAUGCCUGCAAGCAAAGAAUAGUCUUCAAUUGAAUAUCCACAGUUAAUACCUUCUUACAUAUUUUAUUCCAAUGAUAAUGUCUAGUUAACAAAGGAAUACAAACAGGCACAGUAGUGUUCAGAAGGUUUAUUAAGUAAACUAGCUAAAACAUGUUGUAGGUGGAUACACUUAGCAGUCAAAAGAAAGAAUUGAAUAUUCAUUGCUACCUCAUUAAGCAUUUUGUAUCUGUUUUGCCAGGUACAAACAUAAAAACCACUUCUCAAAAAAUGAGUGUUCAAAGAGCUGUGUGUUCUUUGUUCUAAUAGACACAUUAAAAAACAAACAAAAAACCUCUUCAUAGUCUUGCCAACCCCAGAAUAUUAGUCAUAUAAAAGACCUUACAGUUUUUCCCCUUAAGAUAUAAUAUAUCUUUUGCUCUCAAAACAGUUCUGAAAAACAUGUAUCUUUUAUAUGAUCUCUGGGCAUCCCCAGCAGACAUGUCUGCCAGUCAUUCUAGAAGAGACUGAAGCCUCCCACGCAAAACUAAAAGAGGAGUAAGUUACAUGGUAUUGGGAGUGGGGAGAACCACAGACCCUCUUAAGAAUGGGUUUGUAACACAUUCUUUUUUAAGGCUCUCCCCUACGGAAGCAGAGAACAAUCCUUCCUUUUAACUUUGGCCAUAGAAGUGCCUCCAGAGCCAUCCUCCAAAGCAGCAGCCUUGUGUGAGUUGCCCAGUGCAAAUACAUGAGUAGGAAGCUUGUUUGCUCCCAAUACAUGCACUUGAAAAUCAGACGUCAGAUCAGUCAAAGCCCCACAAGAAAGCUUCAUAAAGAAAUGAGGAAGGAAGUAUUAGCUACAUUCUCAGAGAAUGGCAAGGUUGAGGAGUCCUCCCAAGGUAAUAGGAACAGUUUUAGCUUAGUGAAGACCUGACAUCAGGUAAUUUUACGAUUACAGAACUACGGAACAAACAAGUACUACUUGAGACAGUCCACGCUAUCUUCAAUCAUAUCUCACACAAUACUUGAUGUAAGCUGACAAUGUUCACUAACACGGUAUUUGCUGUUACAUCGAAAAGGCACAUCAAUGUCAUGCUUAGAAAAGCUACAUUGCACAGCACUAGAUGACACACUAACACACAUUUUUAGAUGUUUGGGUUUUUUCCUGCCUGUGAAAGGGGGUGUGUCCUAACCACCCUGCUAAUUUUUUACCUGUUUUCCUAACAUGAUUCAGAUAUAAUUUUAUUCCUCCUCCAUCUUCAUUUAAAAUUUGUUUUCACAUAGAUGUGAACAACUUUCAGAAGUCUAAAAAAAAGUUUCAGGCAACUCAAAAUUAAUAGAUCCCUAAAAAACACUUGGAUGACUUCCAGGUCAAAGGUAAUUAUAGUCUGAUUUUUUCAUUUCGUAACAGCUAUUAGCCUUUUAAAUUUCUUUUCUAAAACUUGAUCUAGAUGUUGAUUUAUCUCAUCAUGCUUAAACAGCUUUGACAGGAUAAGGGACAGCUAUCCUCGGCGUUCUGUCGUCUGGUAAGACAAGUAUGUAUCUGAAAGGAAAAGCUUCUCACUCAUAACUGUACGUUUGGGUGCUUUUCUCUGCUUUCAGAGCAUUUACUAUUUUACCCUUAUCGGCUUUAAUGUCUGCUGCCAACCAUAUGACAUGUAAACAAUAUAAUUUACGACCAUCUGUUUCCAGGUAGGUGGUUACAUAGAACACUAAUGCCAGCUGAGAUUCACGGAUCUCUCCUCAAGAUGACUGACUCAAGUUCUUGUCCUCUACGUUUGAGAUAACUAGCUUUUAACUCAUGGGUAUACUGGUAGUACAGUUGACCCUUGAAAAACACGGUUUGAACUGCACGAGUCCACUUACAGAGUUCUUUCGCUAAAUAUGGACUGCAGUACUACAUGCUCUGUGGCUGGUUGAGUCCACAGAUGUGUGGCGGUGGGUGUGGAGGGCCAACUGGAAAGCUGUAUGCAGAUUUUCAGUUGUAUCAGGUGUCGGCACGCCCAAGCCCCAUGUUGUUCAAGGUCAACUGUAAUUACGAACUCAGUAACUCAACAUUCAGUGUCACUACAUAAUAUAUGCUGUCUUAUUUGAUUCUGUUUUUCAGACUUCCUUCUGGCUUCUCAUUGUUGGAAGUGUCUCGGAGAUAAUGUGUGCUUUAGUUUUAAACACUCAUUACCAAUAUUCAGAAAAAAUAUAACUUUUUACCCAGGUGUUCGUGAAUGUAAGUUAAAAAAUUAUAUCUGAUUUGGAUUCAAAUAUUUAUAGAUUUACACUAUAUUUCGUCAAAAUAUACUGUAUAAUAUUUAAUAAAAUCAAAUACAUAAAAUAAAGUUUUCAACACUGUUUAUACAAACCCCUAGAAAAGCUGCUUUUUCUUUAUAAGGCUGUUGGCAAUCGAUCAUAACCAUGGAAAAGGAAGGACCUUUGGUGGUUCACUCUUUGACCAGGGAAGAAGGGUAUGACGAAGACAGUUCUGGAUGAGCCAUUUCACUGGAAACACUGUUGCACACAGUUAGACACUUGGGUGACUUUGGAGGGUCUCAGUCACUUUCAGACUCUUCAUCCUCACCUAUCGGAUACGCCUGGAUAUUAUUCUGAGUGUACAUUUUUGUUUUAAUGGGGCAGUUGUGAUCCAUGAGAAUAGCCUAAAAGAGAGCAAAGUGCAGAUUUAUUAACUUCUUGUUUCAUCAUGAUACAAUGGUUUUAACCUGAUUUUAAGGACUAGUAGUUUGAAAACUAGAUACAGUACCACCUACUAUUAACCACGUAGGCGUCUGGUGCAAUUGCUAGGUGCCUGGCCUGGAGGACCCGGGGUCCCGCGCUCUGAGGGCCCCGGGCAAUCGGAGACAGCAGCAGCAGCCUGCGUGCUGUCUUCAUUACACCCACAGGGGCUGUGAGUCAGCAGAGGGGGCGGGGGAAUCUAAGCUGAAGAAGGGUAUGCAGGUUCGGUUUAGGAAGAGUUAUACUUAGAAUGUUGGAAUUAGGGUGGGGGGGACCCGGGAAGUCACACAACCCACCUUCAUUGUAGCAGCACUCUUACUAAGGACGCGCUCUCCCCUUAAUGCGACGAGCUCCUGUGUCAGAAACGUACCCGAGGCUGGACUAACACCUGGCUCCACAUUUCUAUUCACGGAUCGAGUUCUGAUUCCAGCCAUCAUCACAGACUCUCCUUACACUAUUUCAGACCACUGCCUUAGAUUUCCCCAGACUAAACGUCACAGAGCUCCCCGCACUGCAGUAGGGGGACAGGCACGUUCAACUCUCAACUGAAGGAAAAGUAAAAAGGAAGGGGUUGUCUCUGAACUCAGAGCAAAGCCCAGUUACUAAGAGUUGAGCCCUGGCCCCGCCAAAAGCCGGGUUUCUUCUCACACACAGCAGAGUCGGGAUCUCUAUCCAAAGUGAUGAAAAUGUGGGAACAAGUGAGUAAAAAUGACACAGAUAGGAAGCUGGGACAGUGAGACAGUUACAGCACUAAUGUUCUAGGCCUCGAGACUGAAGACCCCAGGCCUAUGUGCUAGAAAAGUUUUACUUACCAAGUAUCUUAAAUUAAAAAAAAAAAAAAAAAGUGAGUUUUGCAUCAGAGUCACCUAGUAAAAGAAA
Camelus dromedarius (Arabian camel) is the source of this 5552-nucleotide messenger RNA. It is a transcript of the gene PDZD8, whose product is annotated as PDZ domain containing 8. Gene Ontology annotation, cellular component: mitochondria-associated endoplasmic reticulum membrane contact site. The coding region runs from base 213 to 1547 and encodes 444 amino acids. Lineage: Eukaryota; Metazoa; Chordata; Mammalia; Artiodactyla; Camelidae. The record is from RefSeq and is a predicted model, not a curated record. Gene Ontology annotation, biological process: mitochondrial calcium ion homeostasis. Gene Ontology annotation, molecular function: protein binding; lipid binding. The transcript has 5 exons.